AUGGACAAAGACGGGUUGGUGGAAGUCAGUCCGGAAGAUAUCGAGCGAGAACGGGAACUUGUGGAACUCCUCCGAAAAGAAAUUGCCGAAUCAGAUGGCAUACCUUCAUCGCCGGAAAAAAGAGCGCAAACAUUCGUUCGAUUUGGCAAGCGAGCUCAGACAUUUGUGAGAUUUGGCAAGAGAGCUCAGACGUUCGUACGAUUCGGUCGAUCGGAUCCUGAGCAGAUGUGA
Molecule: messenger RNA, 231 nt
Organism: Cooperia oncophora
Lineage: Eukaryota; Metazoa; Nematoda; Chromadorea; Rhabditida; Trichostrongylidae
Source: the annotation of a GenBank genome assembly